AUGCCUAGUUUGAAAGAAACAUACAGAUUCUGUACGCUCACUAUUGAUUCAUUUUGUCAGUCUGCUUCAAACCAAUUGCUUUAUGGCAGGGUGUUGGGUGAUAAUGCCAUAAGAUCCGAUUUUGGUUGGAUCAAAUGUUUUAUUACAGAUUUUCUACAUAAUGCUGGAGUUAUAUACAGAGAUAUAAAACCAGAAAAUAUAUUAUUAGAUGAUUAUGGGCAUCUUCAAUUGAUUGACUUUGGUCUUUCUAAAUGGCUUCCACAAGGCUGUCAUACAUCUACUAUUUGUGGAACUACUCAGUAUAUGGCUCCAGAAGUUUUAGAUCCUGAACUAUAUUAUAAUCACGCUGUGGAUUGGUGGUCCGCUGGAGUACUCUUAUUUCAAAUGCUAACAAAUCAGUAUCCGCCGAAGUCACACGAUGAAAUCAAUAUCAUGUUGGAAAAUGUCAGUAAAGGCGCCACUGAUAUGGUGUUAAAGCUUUUGGAAACGAAUCAGCAAUACCGACUUAAAUCCUUUCAUCAGAUUAAAAUCCAGUCAUUUUUUCAUAAUUUUAAUUUCUCAGACAUAACAUUAAAAAAGCACAAACCAAACGAAUUACUAAAAAAACUGUUUGACGAAACAACUACAGGAAACAAUCAAGUGUUAUCUCAUUUUGACGAAUUUGACGAUUAAUUUAUGAGAUAAAUAAUUAUAUGUAACAAACAGUGUAUUAAAUAYUAUAAUCUUUUUAGUUAAGUACCUAUAAAAUUGUUAUGUAUAUUAA
This is a messenger RNA of Diuraphis noxia (Russian wheat aphid), 763 nucleotides long. RefSeq names its product serine/threonine-protein kinase S6KL-like. Gene Ontology annotation, molecular function: protein serine/threonine kinase activity; ATP binding. The record is from RefSeq and is a predicted model, not a curated record. Gene Ontology annotation, biological process: protein phosphorylation. Lineage: Eukaryota; Metazoa; Arthropoda; Insecta; Hemiptera; Aphididae.